This is a messenger RNA of Rhea pennata, 1525 nucleotides long. RefSeq names its product platelet activating factor acetylhydrolase 2 (gene PAFAH2). The transcript has 12 exons. Bases 89 to 1246 code for a protein of 385 amino acids. Gene Ontology annotation, molecular function: 1-alkyl-2-acetylglycerophosphocholine esterase activity. The record is from RefSeq and is a predicted model, not a curated record. Lineage: Eukaryota; Metazoa; Chordata; Aves; Rheiformes; Rheidae.
CGCCGCCGCCCCGCGCCGCCUGCGCCCUCGCUCCCUGCCAGGGAGCCUCGGUUCUCCUCCUGCCGCCCCGCUCGGCCCCGGCGGCGGCAUGGGGGGCGCGACGUCGCUGGCGCUGCCGCGGGCCGCCGGCCCUCACGCCGUGGGCUGCGCGGACGUGAUGGUGGGCCGCGCGCGGCAGGGGCUUCUCUUCCGCCUCUUCUACCCCUGCCUGCGCCGCGAAGGCGCCGAGCGGCCGCUCUGGAUCCCGCGCUACGAGUACUGCGGCGGGCUGGCCGACUUCGUCGGCCGCAGCCGGCGGUGGUGCGCGCCCCUGCUCAGCGCCGCCUUCGGGGCGUGCAGAGUCCCGGUGAGCUGGAACGGGCCUUUCAAACCCGGCAGCGCCAGGUACCCGCUGAUCAUCUUCUCCCACGGGCUGGGUGCGUUUCGGACCGUGUACUCGGCCGUCUGCACGGAGCUGGCGUCCCGGGGCUUCGUGGUGGCGGCGCUGGAGCACAGGGACCACUCUGCCUCCGCCACGUAUUUCUGCACGGCGGAGGCUGGCGAGGCCGCGGCGCUGCGGGAGGAGUGGAUCCCCUACCAGCGGGUCCCCCCCGGGCAGAAGGAAUUUCACUUUCGGAACAAGCAGGUCCAUCAGAGAGCAGAUGAAUGCGUGCGAGGGCUCCAGCUCUUCGAGGACAUCAGCCGUGGCAAAUCUGUCCCGAACGUCCUUCACGGGGACUUUGACCUGUCUGUGCUGCAGGACAGCAUUGAUUUGACCAAAGUCGCUGUCAUGGGCCACUCCUUCGGCGGCGCGACAGCAGUGCUGGCCACGGUGAAGGAGCCGCGCUUCAGGUGCGCGGUCGCUCUCGACGCCUGGAUGUUCCCCUUGGAGCACGCGCUGUACCCGGAGGUGAGCAAGCCCGUGCUCUUCGUCAACACUGAGAAGUUCCAGACGCCGGAAAGCGUUGCCAAAAUGAAGCGGCUGAGCUCCAGAAACGGCGAGACGAAGAUCGUAACCAUCCUUGGAUCCGUACAUCAGAGCCAGACCGACUUCACCUUUCUGACUGGGAAGUUCAUCAACCGCAUCUUCAGUAUGAGGGGCGCCCUCAACCCGUACAAGGGCCUGGACAUCACCAGCCGGGCAGCUCUGGCCUUCCUGCAGAGGCAUCUCAACCUGAAUGAGGAGUUUGAUCAGUGGGACCAUCUCCUUGAGGGCAUCGGCGACUCCGUCGUUGCAGAAGCGCCCUUCUGCCACUCCAGCCUCUAGCCUGCUGCGAGGCCAGCCAGCACCCUGGGGAGCCGGAAAAUUGACCAGAUUGCUGACUUCAAGCCCAAAAUUUGGGGAAAAAUAAAGGUUUUAAACAAGAGGCAGCCAGGAAGUGUCUUCAAGCUUCUCACCCCGACAGAAAAGGGAGGCAUGAGAUCAGCUCUAGGAGCAGGAGGGAAAUGGCCCAGCCUGGCUGUACAGCAUGUAGAGCAGCAGUGCUGCAAACAGACUGCAGGCACAAGCACGUGCUGGUGAUGGAAAUAAAACGCUUCAGAAAUA